Messenger RNA from Gryllus bimaculatus (two-spotted cricket), 1121 nucleotides. Lineage: Eukaryota; Metazoa; Arthropoda; Insecta; Orthoptera; Gryllidae. The record is from the annotation of a GenBank genome assembly.
ACCCGCUCCGCCGAAUAGUUUUGUUGUACUGCCGUUCACUACAUUACGGACGUGAUCAUGCAUGUUUUGUCUAACACAAGACACUCUUCCCAGAGCUCUGCUUGCUCUCUCUGGCUCAGAGCAGAGAGUGUGCUGCAGUGUGCGGAGAAUGACUAAUACCAGAGAGUAUUUUGUUACUCCAUACUUAUACUCCAAUUUCACUUUGAUGGUGUAAAAAAGUGGCACUUAAAGAUCAUGAGCUGGACAUCAUAAUCGAAAUCAGGAGCUUCGUUAGAAUUUAAAUUUUUUAUAUUGGAGCUCCCGAUUGGAUGAAAAUGUCCCUUCCUUUUGCCAGCUCAUGACCUUAAAUUGCCACUCUGUUUUAAUUGGAGUACAGAGCCAAGUACGUAUACUUAGUAUACUAUACUACGGUGUACUAUUAGUAGUGUUAAAGUCAAUCUGAUAAUAAGCCGAAGACGAGCAUGAAAGUAAUCAAAAUAUAAGUUAUUUCAAGAAAGCGUUAAUACAUUUUUUAAUUCGUUAUAGACAUGACGCUGUAUCAUUUUGGGAAUUGUUUGGCUCUAGUUUAUGUUCCAUUCUACUUCACAUAUAAAUAUUCCGGCUUGUGAGUAUAACAAAAUUUAAUUCUUCUAACUACUCAGAAUGGGAGUACUCUUAUUUGUUCUUCCUGCAGAUCGGAGUAUGGAGCCUUUUGGAAAUGUUUUCAAGCUGGUGGUAUAUACAUUUUCACACAACUUUGCAAAAUGUUAAUACUGGCUACAUUUUUUCCUGCUGCAGAUGUAAAUAACCAGGAAGGAAUCGAUUUCUUAGGAGUGCAGCAUAUUACUACUGCAACACUAGUAUGGUUAUGGUCUCGCCAUGAUCUAAAUCGUUCAUUACUGCCAGUUGUGACAGCUAUGUUGCUCCUAUGUGCAUAUAAACCAUUGCUCCUCGAUGUUUUGGGCCAUGUAACGCAUACUGGAUCUUGGAUUGCAUUAUUACUCCGGGCUGUUUUUACACUGUGCCUUGGUGUAACCACCUUACAAAUAUAUGCUGGACUUGCUCAGACUAUGGGCAUUUAUUGAUAAAACAAUGUUUAAUCCAAAUUACUUUGUUAUAAUAAAAUGUGUUGUUAUAUCAUU